Messenger RNA from Engraulis encrasicolus (European anchovy), 4185 nucleotides. RefSeq names its product solute carrier family 19 member 2 (gene slc19a2). NCBI's taxonomy places the organism in Eukaryota, Metazoa, Chordata, Actinopteri, Clupeiformes, Engraulidae. Gene Ontology annotation, molecular function: vitamin transmembrane transporter activity. The record is from RefSeq and is a predicted model, not a curated record. Gene Ontology annotation, cellular component: plasma membrane. The transcript has 6 exons. Bases 95 to 1540 code for a protein of 481 amino acids. Gene Ontology annotation, biological process: vitamin transport; transmembrane transport.
ACACCAGCGUGAAGACAUGACCAUAGCCGACUUUUCCCAAUGUAGUCUGAGUUUGUUUUGCGUUGUAUAUGUGUAAAGUGUUGCCGUUUUAAAAAUGCCAGAGUCAUGGCUGUUCCCAACAGUCUUAUUAUGUUUGUACGGCUUUUUCUCGAACUGCCGACCUUUGGAACCUUUCCUGACGGCUUUUCUCCUGGGACCAGAUAAGAACCUCACCGAAACGCAGGUUAUAAAUGAAAUCUACCCAUUUUGGACCUACUCUUAUCUGGUACUACUUAUCCCAGCCUUCCUGGCAACAGACUACCUUCGCUACAAGCCCCUGCUCAUUCUUCAGGCUGGAAGCUUUAUUGUAACCUACGCCAUGAUUGUGAAGGUACAGAGUGUAACGGCCAUGCAGUUGCUGGAGUUCUUCUUUGGGCUUGCCACAGCGACAGACAUUGCUUACUACUCCUACAUCUACAGUGUGGUGGACCAGGCCCAUUACCAGAAGGUGACCGGGUUCUGCCGGAGCAUAACACUUCUGGGCUCCUCCAUCGGUUCUCUGCUGGGACAGGUGCUGGUGUCUGCUGCCCAGGUCCCUUUGCAGUAUUUGGGCAUCAUCACUCUGUCAUUUGCCUGCAUUGCCUUCUUGACUCCCUGGUUCCUGCCUAUGCCAGCAAAAAGCCUUUUCUUCCACCACAAGGACCUCCACAAGCAGGAGAAUGGAAGCUCGGCGUCCCCCACAGAGUCUGAAGGGGACAGCCUGGAAUGCAAGGUGCCGCUGAAUUCCGAGGAUCACGGGGGCCGUGAUGAGAAGCGCCGCAGCGGUCUGGCGGAGGUGCUGCGUCUGCUGUGGGUGGACUUCCUGCAGAGCUACUCCAGCAGCACGCUCCUCUCCUGGUCGCUCUGGUGGGCCCUCUCCACCUGCGGCUACUUCCAGGUCGUCAACUACGUGCAGCCGCUGUGGGAGAAGAUCCUGCCCUCCAAAGAGUUCCAAAUUUACAACGGCUACGUGGAGACCAUUUCCACCUUAUUGGGUGCGCUGGCUGCUUUCGCUGUGGGCUACCUGAAGGUCUCCUGGGAGGUGUGGGGCGAGCUGGCCCUCUGCACCUUCUCUGUGGUCAUCGCCGGGUCUGUGUACAUCAUGGACACGGUGAUGAACAUCUGGGUGUGUUAUGUCUCCUACAUCAUCUUCAGGGCCACCUACAUGCUGCUGAUCACCAUCGCUACAUAUCAGAUUGCCACAAACCUGAGCAUGAAGAGGUAUGCGCUCGUUUUUGGCGUCAACACCCUCACAGCCUUACUGCUCCAGACUCUUCUAACAGUCAUUGUGGUGGACUCUAAUGUCCUUGCCCUGGACAUUCUACAACAGUUUCUGAUCUACGCCAUUUACUUUGCCGUGAUUGCGGUCGUGUUUCUGGUGGCUGGGGUUUAUAAGUGGAGGCGAGCGAAAGCAGGAUCUACACAGGAGAGCAGUCAGACGGAGGAGACUAUCGUUGUUGGAAAUGGGACCCCCGCCGUGGGGCAGAAACUGGAUACGUGCGAUCACGAUGUCUGCCUAUGAUACCGUGACCCCAGACUGUUUAAACACUAGCUAGUAAGCCUAAAGCAGUGUCCAAAGUAUUCACUACAUUGGGAGCAAGUGGCAUUGUUCCGAACAAAGUGUACAUUACAGAUUCAGCUCGAUCCUUGGUCUGCAAACAAAAUUGUCACACGUUCACUUCACAGCACACUAUGCAGGGAGCACAACAGUGUAAUUCACACCUUGCGUUGUGUGCUUUGAAGUUAGUAGGUGAGCAUUUCAAACAUGGAUUUUAUUAUGAAAUAGCUGAGCACCACCCGAUGUACUGGCUAACUUGAUAAAAGGUCACACAUUGAAGCAGUGGGGUGCUUCUAGGAAUUUUGGUUACUUCAGUAAAACAACCCUGGUAUCACACCGAGUAAUAAUAAUAUUGUUGGAAUUCUGUCCUCAAAGGACGUGUUUUUGAUGGCUUGUGGAUUAUUUAAAAUGAUCCAUCUCUGGCCUUGUGUUACGAUACGCACAAUGAUGAUAAUCAGACAUGUAGUUUAUAGGUAAGUGAUUCCCACUUGUCUUUUGGAUCACACGGCACACUACAAAAUACAGACUACACAACUACAUUCAUCAGCAUACAGACUACAACUACAUUCAUCCUCUGAAUUUAAAGGCGCAUAAUGUGAUUUGCAUGCAAAUCAUCAAAUCAGAUUGGUGUCAAUCUGAAUCACAACGGUUCAAACCUUGUGAGAUUACAUUACACACACAUUUGAAUGACCAGAUUUUUUUUUAGCAAGAAACAAAGGAGUUAUACGAUGUCAUUCUUUAUGAAUAAUUGUUGGAAAAUAUUGAAACACAUUUGUUUUCUUCCACAAUCAAUAUGUCUGAAAGCUCUUAACAGCAGCCUUACGACCCGUCUCCUCCUUAUCAAUCGUCUCUGAUUUGGGUAUGUCAGGUCCAGGGGAGGAUGGAGCAGUAAUUCACUUCCCCCACCUAGUGGCCAGUGUCAGGAAUACAACCAAUAACUCGAAAUUUGAGAGUUACUGCACAGUGUGUUUACAUACAGUGUCCAAACUCGCCAUCCGACCCAUGCCUGCAGUUCACCUAGGAGCGCUGUCCAGCGAGCGCAGCCCAUAAGGCUGGCGCUAUUCACACACAAUUGUGCUCGCUGUCGGCUGAAACCUGAUAAUAUUACUGUGGGUUCUGAGAAACCGAUUUGGAUUUUAAUCAAAUGUACAAUAACCUGGGAGUUAUAUCCUUCUGAUUUCUUACAGGUUUGGCAUUUAUGAGUCAGCCUCCGCUAGCAUCUUGCUAACCAAAUUGCUUUACGGCAGUCGUGAUCACACUAAUACAGCCGGUCAACCAAUCCAAACGCAGUGUGUGAAGCCACUCGUGACGUAAUAUUGACAGUAAAGACGUAUAAAAGCGAGUUAAAAAAUUCAAACUAAGUGCUGUUUGAAAGGAUCCUGCUUUUGGUAAAAAUUAAAAUGAAAACACGAUACCAAUUCUCUCCCAAGCAACGGCAGCAUCAGUACCACCCUGAAAAAGUCGGGACUUUAGUCUCUCGUAAUACCCAUAAACCCUCUCUGGUUACUGUCAUUGAAGCCAUGCCUGCUCUCCUCUCUGUGUUUAGGUACUAAGGUUUAUUUCCACGUUUGUUUUUUAAUUCCUCCCAAAUUUGUGUAAAUAUGGUGAUGGACAAAACGGUUUUCCCAAUCUAUUUUUGUCCCAUACCCCCUAAGCUUGUUUGACAUGUCAUGAGCUCCCUCAUCACUCAUGCUCUAUAUCUCUUCCUCUAUCUCUAUCUGACUACGCUCCAUACAUUUGUUAUUACUAUUUUCCCCCAUACCCAUUGAAGUGUGUCCAUGUACUACUACCCCUGGUUGGGAAUCACAGCACUACGUAUGACUGGUGAUGGCUUAAUACAGAAUCUUGUAGACCCCGAAUUUAGAUGCUGCUAAUUAUUUGCUUCCUCAAUGAUUGAGGAAAUGUUGUUUUUUCACAGUGCUAUCUAUCAUUCAUUCUACUUGACAACCCUUUAAGCCUUAAAACUUCUGGAUUUAAUAUCAUUGUUAUUCAUUGUAAUCAAAUUUGUGUGUUAAAUUCAAUUUGCUUUAAUCAUUCGUAGUGUAUUUAGGUAAACUAUGAAACCAAACCACAAUGAAUGUAUACACAAUCAUGAUAUAUAGGCCUGUGGCCUUGUCUGAAUCGCUGUGUAAUGUGCCAUUGGCUGAAUAACAGUGUUCGAUGUGUAUUUAAAUCUGUAAUAUUAAUAUUACGAUACAGUAUGAUAUUAGCUGUGUUUUAGACAGUUUGCUUUGUUACUGGCAAAGAAGCCUCUUUUUAUCAUGCUGCAUAGUUCUGUUGCUAUACAGAAAGUUUUAUUUUAAGUAGAAAUGUCUAUAUUUAUAGUUUGUUGAAGGAAUUGCCUAACACUGUACUGUAUAGUUUUUCUAGGGAUCACUAUAAAAGCACUUCCAAUUUUCAAUGGAAUUAUACAAUCCAUGUGAUUUUUACUUUGUUUACAUGAAACAUUUUGUAUUUGAAAUGAUACUUCCUAUAAUCAAUAUCGAAAGUAUUUAUUAUCUGAUGGCCUCUUAUUAAAAUUACUUAAGCACUGUUACAUACUAUGGACCAGACAAUGGUUAAAAACAAUGGCUUGUUUUCUGUCACUCCUUUUCCAAUAAAAUAAUUAA